GCAGCCGUGCUGCUCUGGAGCUCGCAGAAGCCGUUCCGGACAAACACUGCUCUCCCUGGGACGCUGAUUCCAAAUGCCGGGAAGCCGGGAGGACGCUGUCUGGCUUUUGUGGAGAGCAAUGGCGUGGAACAGGAGACGGAGCAGAGGCAGCCUCAGGCAAGUGAUCUUCUUGUUCCUUCUGUGCUUUUGCGUGUGGCAGAGCGGGGCCGAAAGCCUCCGCUAUUCUCUGGCGGAGGAGAUGGAGAGGGACUCCUUUGUGGGCAAUAUUGCCCAGGACCUGGGGCUUACCCCGAGCCAGCUGGCAGCUCGCAAGGCGCGCGUUGUGUCGGAGGGGAACCAGCAGCUUUUCCGCCUCAACCCGAGCACCGGAGUGCUGACGGCCAAGGAGUCUCUGGACCGAGAGGAGAUCUGUCCUCAGAGUGAGACGUGUACGCUCUUUUUUACGCUCUUCUUUGACAACCCGUUGCAGCUGAUCGGAGGGGAGGUGGAGGUUCUUGACGUGAACGACAACUCCCCAGUGUUCCCCAAGAAGGAGAUGGUUUUAAAGAUUCCAGAAACAACACCUCCUGGUUUUCGUUUCCCUCUGCAAAGAGCACAGGAUAAGGACGUGGGCACCAACGGUUUGCAGAACUACAGCCUCGGACCCGAUUCACACUUUUCCCUUACUGUGAAAUCAGGGAAUGAUGGAGCAAAAUACCCAGAGCUUGUCUUAGAGCGCCAGCUGGACCGUGAAGAAAAGACAGAGAUUAAUCUACUCCUGACUGCCACUGACGGGGGCUCUCUACCGAGGUCAUCAACCGCUCAGGUACGAAUCAUACUCCUGGAUGCCAACGACAACAUUCCGAUGUUUAGUCAGGAAGUCUACGAGGUGCGCCUCGCUGAGAACAGCCCGCCGGGACAGCUGGUAGUCAGAGUGGCGGCCACAGAUCUCGACGAAGGGUCCAAUGGGAAGGUGCACUACGUUUUCACCGAGACAUCAAAGGGAUCACAGCAGCUCUUCUAUCUGAACCCUGACACGGGGGAGAUUCGAGUCGCCAGAAGCCUGGACUUUGAAGAAACAAAAAAACACGAGAUGACGGUAAAAGCCACUGACGGCGGAGAACUAUUCUCGCAUUGCAAAGUGCUGGUGGAAGUCAUGGAUGUGAAUGACAAUGCCCCAGAGAUACAGCUGACCUCACACAAUACCUCCAUUCCUGAGGACGCACCGCCACGCACCGUGGUGGCCCUCUUCAGUGUGCGGGACCGGGACACCGGCAACAACGGCAGAACGGAGUGCAUCAUCGAAGGGGACUUGCCCUUCACUCUUACCCCCACCUUCGGCAAUUUCUACGAGCUGAGAACCAACGCGGCGCUGGACAGGGAGACGACGGCAGAGUACAACAUCAGCAUCCGAGCGACGGACUGGGGCCCGCGGCGCCUGAGCUCUCGGCAGAGCCUGUGGGUGCAGGUGUCGGACGUGAACGACAACGCCCCCGCCUUCAGCCAGGAGCUCUACAGCAUGUGGGUGACGGAGAACAACAGCCCCAUGGUGCGCAUCGGCAGCGUGCAGGCCAGCGACGCGGACGCGGGCAGCAACGCGCGCGUGCAGUACGCGCUGGUGCGUGAGGAGGGCGAGGAGCAGCCGGCGGUGUCGGUGAGCUCGGAGAGCGGCGACGUGUACGUGGUGCGCUCGCUGGACUACGAGCGGGUGCGCGCCUUGGAGGUGUGGGUGAGCGCGGCCGACGGCGGCUGGCCGGCGCUGAGCGCGCGGGCGCUGCUGCGCGUGCUGGUGCGCGACGAGAACGACAACGCGCCGGUGGUGCUGCACCCUGGUGCCGAGAGCGGCGCGGGCGCGGGCGAGCUGGUGCCGCGCUGGGCGCCGGCAGGCUACCUGGUGGCCAAGGUGGUGGCGGUGGACGCGGACGCGGGGCAGAACGCCUGGCUGUCCUACGAGCUGGCCAAGGCCACGGAGCCGGGGCUCUUCCGCCUCGGGCUGCACAGCGGCGAGCUGCGCACGGCGCGGGCCGUGGCCGAGCGCGACGCGCCCCGACACAGGCUCGUCGUGCUCGUGCGAGACCGCGGCCAGCCGCCGCGCUCGGCCAGCGCCACCCUCGCCGUCGCCCUGCUCCACGACUUCUCCGACGCCCAUGUGCGCCUCAGCCAGGACGCGCCGCCCGCCGAGCCCGACGACACGCUCACUCUCUACCUCAUCGCCUGCCUGGCCUGCGUCUCCGCGCUCUGCCUGGCCACCGGCCUGGCCGCCCUGCUCAUGAAGCUGCGGAGGGACAGGCAGAGACAGGACGAGCCCUUGCCCACCUUCCCGACAGCUGUCGCCGAGAGCGAUGCGGGCUCCCUUCCCCGCAGCCUUGUCUACGACGUGUGUUUGGCCACCGGCACCCUGAGCAGCGACUUUCACUUCCUCGGUCCGCUCUUGCCCUGCUUCCCCGCUGGGAUUCCCUCCGGUGUGGCCCUACAGCGGAGCUCGGUGUGCUCGCAAGAAGCGUCCAACCUUGGUGAAGGAAGCAACUCGGCUGCACAGGGCAGAGCUCCCCUCUCUCAAGGCACUGGUCCCACACUUGCUGAAGAAGCUUGUCCUGCAAACACUAGGGUGGAGCUGAAUGUCAGCUCUGACCAAAACCCUUGGCUCACCCAUCAAUAAGUACAGAGAAAGACAAGAUUGUCUUCUCAGGCUAAUGUCACACUGGGAAAACACAACAAAGAGACCAAACACCCACCAAAAAAGCACCAGUGAGGUAAAAGUCUUCUCUGAGAGACACAUAAACCCCUCUCCUCUUGAGCAGUGCUUUAUGUGUGUAGCUAUUGUGUACUUGUGACAUGGAUGGAGGAUGAGGACUGUCUUGCAUGCUGAUUACAUCAAGACUGCAUUUCUGUUAUAUUCCAGGUAGCUUUUUCCUCCAUCACCUUUUUUGUGUAUUUUGUCUUUAGCAGAGGGCUCUUUAACAAUGUCUUGAUUUUCUGCAGUCUGGUCAAUCCCAGGCAAACAGAUUUUCAGCAGAAUUCAGUGGUGUUUGCAAAGUAAUCCCUUAAUAACAGCCAGAAGAUUAUUACACUCAGAAGAUUAUUACACUAAAAACAGCUGAAAAUGGCACAUUUGGCCUCUUUGACCAAGAAUGGACUUUGAGCUAUGUGUGCUUUUUUUGUUUUGCAAUGUGAGGUAGAAAAGGACAUUUCAAGA
Molecule: messenger RNA, 3175 nt
Organism: Dryobates pubescens (Downy woodpecker)
Lineage: Eukaryota; Metazoa; Chordata; Aves; Piciformes; Picidae
Product: protocadherin beta-16
Exons: 2
Coding region: 74-2638 (854 amino acids)
Biological process (GO): homophilic cell-cell adhesion
Cellular component (GO): plasma membrane
Molecular function (GO): calcium ion binding
Source: RefSeq, a predicted model, not a curated record